AUGGUGGCAUCCGGAUGGCAUGUAGCCAAACCCAUCACCAUCCCACGCCACGCAGCAGCCAUGGCUGCCACCAGACUGCUGCUGCUGCUGCCCGGCAGCCGGCCAUACAGCUCCGAGAACGGCUCCAUGGCGGCAGUGGGAGUGUUUCUACCCAAGUCUUCCUCAGAUUCAGAAGCAGAAGAGGAGACAGGUGAUAAUGGUAUCACUCAGCACAGAAGAGGUGACCUGCUGGAUUUUCUCCAGUCAGGCAAAGAGAUGACAGCAGCCUCUGGCUUACACGAAGGAUACUAUGGCACAUUGCAAAGUCUCAAGAUGAAAAACAGACAGCAUCUGUUAGAGGUGGGCUUGCUGUAUCAGGCAAAGUUAGAGAACAACCACAAACUGUCCAGGGAGGAUGAGGAGCUGAAAGACUUCUUCCAAGACAACGGACCAUGGACUCGGCAGACAAGGUCCUAUGAUGCUUUGAGAUUUGGGGACAUGAGGCAGUCCAGUUCUUCAACUGACCUCACCUGGGACAGUCCCUUAAUUCACAAAUCCCAUGAGAGGCCAAAGAGCGCCACAUCUGCCUGGAUCUCUUCUAUUACCAUCCCCCAGCCUUUCAAGAUGACCCUGCGGGAGGCUCACAAGAAGUCCCACUUGAUGAAAUCACGUGCAUUUCUUGAGCUAGAGAAAGAGAGAGACAAAAGACAAAGCCAAGAGGAAGCAGAGUGCCAGAAGCAGUUUCGGGCACAGCCAGUGCCUGCCCACGUGUUCCUUCCACUCUACCAGGAGCUAAUGGAGCAGAAUGAGAUUCGCAGACAUGUGGCAAUACAGAGGAGAAAGGAGCUGCUCCUUUCAACUCAGCAACCCUUCAGCUUCUUGGAGAAGGAAAAGGAGAAGGAAGCCAUCAGAGAGAAGGUUCUGGCAGCACUGACUCCAGCUGAGAGCUCCAAACAGAAAGCCAGCAAGAAAGUCCCUAAAUCCAUCUACAGCCCUGUUCUUGGAGAUAAACUCAAAGAAGCUGAACUCUUCAGGAAAAUACGCAUUCAGAUGAGAGCCAAGGAUUUGCUGGAAAGCUCCUUUGCUCCUUUUGAUCUCAGCAGUAGACGAAGAGAGCCACAAUUCCGAACUGCCACUAAGACUAAGGAAGAAAAACUUGGCUUCCUACAGGAUAACUUCAGCUUUAAACCAAGAAUUAACCCAGCAGUACCUGAUUUUGAAGGACUUUACUGGACAUUUCAGAAAGAAGCAAUAAGACGACAAGAAGUCAAAGAGGCAACUCAUAAUAAACCGUUCAAACUAAGAACCUCCAAUCUGCACUGUAGGCAAAGACAGGCUAAUGAGAAGAUAACAAAGGAUUUUCAGCAGCUUUCUUUGGCCCCCAUGCAAAGAAGUCAUUCUUUGACUGGUCUUUCCUCUCUCUCUUCCAACACCCUUCCAGUGCAUAUAACAGAUGCAGCAAGAAAGAGGGAAUCUGCAAUUAGAUAUGUCCAAGAGGACAAAAAGCAAAGGGAGAAAGAAAGAAUUAAUUGGACCGAGGCGCACAGAAAGAAGUCCCAGGCCAUGCAUAGAUCUAUAAACAGCCGAGCAAAAGCCCUGGACACACACAAAAGCUUAGAGGAGACUCACAAGGAGAAGUUGAAACAAAACUGGCAGAAUGACCGAAAGAGAACAAAGGAGUACAAAAAAGAGCUGGAAGAAAUGCAGACACGAGUCAAGAACAGACCGUACCUCUUUGAACAGGUCACCAAGCAUGAUGCCAGACAAGAGGCAGAGCGACAUUACCGAGAUACACUUCAGCAGGUGGGACUGAAUGAAGAAUUUGUACAGAACAAAGGGGGAGAUGCCACUGACAUGCUGGAGAAGUCCAGAACUCAAAAGCACACGAGCCCAGGAAGCACAGACAUUGGGGCAGCAGAGAGGAAAGAGAAUCAGGAAGAGAAGAGAACUGAGGAGCUGCCAACAUAAGAAUGCAGUAGAAGAGUCCACGGAAAGGUACAUUGCAGGUACUUUAAUUCAAGAUGCUCUAGUGCGAGUCCUCUAGGAACUAAUUUCCAAGUAGCUGACAAUACAUACAUAUGCAUGCCGAGGAAAGGGGUGGGGAUUGACUGCUGCCUUGUGCAUUUCCUGCCCUACAUCACAUCACGAUUCUGCAAGCCUGAGUCAUUGAGACAUUCUCCCCAUGAGCUACUUCCAUCUCCUCUGUUUUGGGACUUGGAACAAGGAAUGGGAAGCAGGUGAGGUAAGAGGGUGACAAGAUUGUAGCACCAUUGCAGAAAGGAAACAGACAUGAACAGCUAGAGCCUUGUAUACUUAUCUCUAUCUACUGCCUGGGGAAAAUGAGACAUUUUUUUCAAAUUCUGCUUUGAAUUACUUUUUUUCUUUUUUCUUGCACUUUAGGUUUUGUUGAUGCCUUUCAUAUUGAAUGUGUGUUGCGGUGAAUUCUAAAUAAGAUAUUUAUGCAGAAUAAGAGGAUUAUGGAUUUGACCUCCCCUUAGAGAAGGUCUGGAAAGAAGCUCUCCACUGGUUCUUUGGCAGCUCUCCUCCCUGUCAUCAUGAAGGAAAGCACUCUAUAAUGCAGCUAUAUUUUAUACCUCUGUUAUUUUCACUGAGAUCACUGGUUUGUCCAGAAAAUGGCAAGUUUUACUAUGAAUGCAAAUAAGAAUGUUUGCACAAAAACUUGAAAGUAGUUUGUCAUAGUGAGAUUUAAAAUAAUGUAAAUCUAUAUUGUUUUCUCCAUUUCUAGGUGAAAAAUCACUUAUAAUCCCUUCAAGCUUGCCAUCUGCUUCAGCAGCAUCCCAAUUAUUUGCCACAAUUAAGCAAAGUAGGGCUCUCAAACUGUUUAAAAAUGUUAUUGCAAUUAGUUGCAUGAUUAAAAAAAUUAG
This is a messenger RNA of Gavialis gangeticus (Gharial), 2864 nucleotides long. RefSeq names its product family with sequence similarity 161 member B (gene FAM161B). The record is from RefSeq and is a predicted model, not a curated record. Gene Ontology annotation, biological process: cilium organization. Gene Ontology annotation, cellular component: cilium. NCBI's taxonomy places the organism in Eukaryota, Metazoa, Chordata, Crocodylia, Gavialidae.